AUGAGGAAGGGAGCUUCUGUGUGGUUUGACACGGAUGUAAGAAGAGGUUCCACAGAGGAACACAAGAGUGGCUACCAGUGCACAUAUGGUUGGCAAAAGCAAGAGGAAGGGAGCUUCGUGCAUUGGGUUCCACCAGGACUCACAAGUGAAGUAGGUAUUCCAAUAAACAAGGGGAAAAUCUACAUCUCCAAUACUAGCCCCCCUACCUUCAGCAAAGCUUACCUGGAACAAUUUGAACAGGAUUUUACUUUGUUCAUCAAGUUGAGAUCAAAAGAGUUGAUCCCUAAUGCUCGUAUGGUCUUGAUACUUCAUGGUAGACAAGGAGGCGACCCCUCCUUAGCUACCUGUGAUUAUUGGGAACUAUUAUCAGAGGCCCUCAUAGCUAUGGUUGCAGAGGGACUAAUUGAGGAAGAGAAGUUAGAUUCUUUUAAUGUGCCAUAUUACACGGCAUCAUGCGAGGAAAUUCAAGAAAGAUCGGUGAUAUCAAUUGCAAAACCUAUCCUAGAGAAGGCCAUUGAAGAUCUCGUCAAUGAGGGCCUUCCCUCUAAUGUCUUAACCAUUGCGGACUUGGGUUGCGCCUUCGGUCCUAAUACGUUCACAGUGAUCACAACGAUCAAACGAAAAGUAGAGAAAAGGUGCAACGAAUUAGGUGUAAAGCAGCCAGAGCUUCAAGUUUUCUUAAAUGAUCUUCCUGGAAAUGAUUUCAACUCAACGUUCAAGUUCUUUUUUGAAAAUUAUCAACAACUUGAAGGAGAAAGGAUCGGCGAAGAUGGUAAGAAGUGUUUCAUUGCAGGUGCUCCUGGCUCCUUCUACGAGAGACUGUUCCCCAAAAAUACCUUACACCUUGUCCAUUCUUGCUAUAGUGCGCACUGGCUCUCUCGGGUUCCACCAGGGCUCACAAGUGAAGUAGGUAUUCCAAUAAACAAGGGGAAAAUCUACAUCUCCAAUACUAGCCCCCCUACCGUCGGCAAAGCUUACCUGGAACAAUUUCAAGAGGAUUUUACUUCGUUCGUCAAGUUGAGAUCAAAAGAGUUGAUCCCCAACGCUCGUAUGGUCUUGAUACUUCAUGGUAGACAAGGCGGCGACCCCUCCUCAGCUACCUGUGAUUAUUGGGAACUAUUAUCAGAGGCCCUCAUAGCUAUGGUUUCAGAGGGACUAAUUGAGGAAGAGAAGUUGGAUUCUUUUAAUGUGCCAUAUUACACGGCAUCAUGCGAGGAAAUUCAAGAAGUAAUAGACAAGGAGGGCUCCUUCGACACAAAACAAUUGGUAACAUUUGCUCUAGAUAUUGGGGACAAGGAAGAGACAAACAUGUAG
Molecule: messenger RNA, 1314 nt
Organism: Telopea speciosissima
Lineage: Eukaryota; Viridiplantae; Streptophyta; Magnoliopsida; Proteales; Proteaceae
Product: 3,7-dimethylxanthine N-methyltransferase CkTbS-like
Exons: 6
Coding region: 1-1314 (437 amino acids)
Biological process (GO): methylation
Molecular function (GO): S-adenosylmethionine-dependent methyltransferase activity
Source: RefSeq, a predicted model, not a curated record